AUACGGCAAAAUGCAACCCUGCAUUAAAAUCCACUUAAAAACAACUGGACGCUGAAUUUCUGUUUAACUUUUAUGAAAUGCAAAUAUACAAUUAAAUAAGUAAAUUAAUUAAUAAAAUGGAAACAAAUUUGGAAAAUAUUAAUGAAACCUGGUGUAGAACUUGCAAUGAAAAAACAAACAUCAAUUUUUUGCAUUCCUUGGAGCAGAGAACUGAAGCCUACCCGACCCUUGCAAGUAUGCUUUUAGAGAUAACAGGAAUAAAUACUAAGAUCGAAAAUGAACAGAAAACUCUUCCGCGACACAUAUGUGGGAACUGCACUUAUAAGCUGAAGAAUGCAUACGCCUUUGUGAAACAGGCGCAGCGCGUUAAUAAACACUUCCUGGCUACACUACAUGAAAUAACUAAUGAUAAUGUAUCUAAUGAACAAUGCAAAUUAGUGGAUUGUUUACAAGAAUUGCCAAUUGAUAUGGAAUCUGUUCAAAUAAAAAUGGAAAAUGACACAGAUGAAAACGUUUUUGAAAGGUUUGGUGUACUAAAUGCAGAUUUAAACAACAUAGGAACUUGUGAGAAAACUAACAUAAAACAGAGUAGCUCUAACCUAAAUAAAGCGGUGAAUACUGCAAUAAAUAAUGAUUGUGAUAUCAAAACAGAUUUUAUGUCUCUUGGUGUCCAAGACGAAACCAGUACUUUCAAUACACCUUUUGAUACAGUGGAUCCAAUAACUGUAGCUGAAACACACUGGGACAGCGAUAAUAGCGAUUGUGAUAUGAACUAUACAAACGGUACUGAAAGUUCAGAGAGUCCAGCAUCUGAAAAACUGACAACACGUCGACGGCGUGGGCGUCCAUCAAUGAAGAAAUUGCAUUCAGAAGGCGGUCGAUUUUAUUGUAAUGUAUGCGGAAAAACAUUUGCUUGGAAGAAGGAUUUACAACGUCAUGAAAAAAGUCAUUUCGCUGUACCCGACUUGCAAUGUCAAUAUUGUGAACGGAAAUUCUUUCGUAAAGAUAAACUUAAUGAUCAUUUGAAAACGCAUCAAAAAUCAAAUCACAGAUACCAAUUAAGACGACAACCACAGUGGAAUUUUGCAGACCUUUUAUAUACCGAUAAACCAUUCCAAUCAAUCCAAUGUAAAUUAUGCGAAUAUAAAUUCGAAAACACUACUGAAUUAAGGAUGCAUAUGGCGGUGCACUCCAAUCCUGAGUCAUUGCAACAAUUGACUCUUAGUAGUGAGAUUAUUAGAGAGUUAUUCUCCCAAAUCACAGAACUCGAUAAAAUAUAUACGGUCAUAUGUGAAGAAAUAGCACAGAAGCAAUUUGCAAAAUAUUGUGCAGUUAUAAAUGUGUUUGGGUAUGAAAUGUGCCUUAGUGAUUCUGAUUCGGACACAGCUGAACCAGAAACUAAAAUGAAAGUAUAUGAAUGUGAAUUAUGUCAGGAAAAAUUUAAACGAAAAUAUCAAGUGCUUGCACAUGUAAAGGAGCAACAUACCAUUGAUCAAUUGCCUUAUCGUUGUAGCGUUUGCAAAUCAGAAUUUGUUUGCAGUCAAAUGUACCAGUUACACGUGAAUAAACAAUGUCAUUGCAAGGAAAAGAAAUAUCAGUGUCUGAAAUGUCCAGGUAAAUUUAUGUGGUUGGAUAAUCUUAAAGGACACAAAUGUAUCACCAAAGUUAACAGCACAGAAAAUAAAAUAAGCAAAGACAAAGACUUAAUAUGUAAAAUUUGUGAUGAGAAGUUUACAAACCUUAAAGACUUAAAACUGCACUUAAUUACCCAUGACACAGAAAUGGAAACUAUAAGCUGUAGUAUUUGCGAACAACAUUUCGUUAACUCCGAAGAGUUAAAUCAACAUAUUGCACAAGAGCAUAAACAGUUUUUGGGUAAGUUGCAAUGUUGUUUAUGCCUGGAAGAAUUUCAGAAUUUGUCACAACUACGAGCACAUCUGAAGCAGCAUGCAGAUGGUCUGACAGGUGUUAACAUUAGUGAAGGGCACUUUUUUCAAGUUUAUUAUCCAAAUGGUUGUGAUGGGCGAGAAACUGAAGUAGCGAAUCAUAUUGCAUCAGAUUUUAAGGACAAUAAUUUAACGAAAUAUUACAUUGCGUUAGACGAUAGCUACAACGAAAUGGAUUUGUAUGAUUCGGAAACAGAUAAUGAUGAUAUGGAUUUAAUUACAAAAGCAAAACAGUCUGCUACUAUAUACAAAUGUGAUAUAUGUCAGAAGACAUACCAUAGACGUAAACAUAUACUUCUCCAUCAAAUUAGUCAACAUAGGGACUGCAGUACCUUACCACAUGUCUGCACUCAUUGUAGUAGACAGUUUGUAUGUUCUGCUAUUUUAGAUCAGCACAAAAAUAGAGAUUGCAUGAAUACUAACAAAAAAUUUCGGUGUGAAAAUUGUGCUGAAAGUUUUAUCUGGGAAGCUAAUUUAAAAUUACAUUUUCAAGCGCGUCAUGUUAAAGUGGAGGAUGAAGAAACUAAAACGAAUGAAGGAAAGAGACUGCAAUGUGAUCAAUGCCAAAAAGUUUUUGUAUGGCCUAAAGAUUUAACUCGACACAAACGUGUGCAUAUGCCAGACGAUGAAAAAUACGAUUGUCCUUAUUGUGAUCGUAAAUUUAAUAGGAAGGAUAAUAUGCAUUCUCAUUUAAAAGUGCAUGGCAGUAAAGCCGUGGCUUCUGUUUUGCCCAAAAAGGAUGUAAAUCGACAAAAAUUAACUAAAGUCAAAGGCAUUGAUGAAAAUAUGUGCAAGCCAAAUGGUUGCAAAAUUAUACAAUGCAAGAUAUGUCUGUCUAAACAUACAAAAAUAUCUGAUUUAAGCACUCAUUUACGUACUCAUCAAUAUGUAGUAUCAUUUGCACAACAUCAAUUACCCAUGACAGAAAUAUCAAGCCUGUUAUAUCCCGAAGAAGAACCAAUGGAAGAACAAGUGCUGAUAGCACGUAUAAUGGCAGAUGUUGCAAGACAAAAUUUUGAGCAUUUUUAUUCCAUUACCAAUGAAGUUGGUUAUGAGUUGGAUUUGAAAUGCUCAGAAACUGAGAGUGAAGCAAGUGACUCUGAAAUGGGUAAUGCAGUUGGUAAUUUUUUGGGAAAUCGCCUUCCCAAAAAGUAUGGUUGCGAAUUAUGCGGCGUAUCGUUUCAACGUAAAUAUAAAUUAUUCGAGCACCAAUUGUUGAAACAUGAAUGGAAUGAAGCACAGCAUGUGUGUAUUAAUUGUAAUGCUAGAUUUCUUUCCGCUACUAUCCUUCAACAACACUAUGAUGAUCAAUGUAAAAAUAUUAGUAAACGUUUUCUAUGUCGAAAAUGUCCUCGACGUUUCAUGUGGAAGGAGAAUUUGAAAUCACAUUUGCGCACUAUACAUUCAGAAUACGACGAUUCAAAUAAGUCAGAUACACAACGUACAUUUGAUUGUUUGGAGUGCAAACGCAGUUUUCAAAUGCAAAAGGAUUUGACACGUCAUAUGUCCGUACACAAGCGAGAUGCAUUAAUUAUUAAAUGUCUUUUCUGUCCACGGAAAUUUUAUCGCAAAGAAAAUCUACACAUGCACAUAAAACGACACGGAAUCACAGCAAGCGAUCUAAGCACAGCCGAAUGCAUGAUAAGCGCAACAACUCUACCGAAUGGUCCCAAAUCAAUAUUCUGCAAAGUAUGUAAUUUGCAAUUUAAAAAUAUUGUUGACUUGCGGAAUCAUUUGCUGCAAUGUUGUGCAGAACCAAAUACUCUCAUGCCUCCACAUCAUAACAUCAACUCAGAACUUAACUAUUCCAUAAUAAAUAAACAAGGAUUCGAAUUACAAAUCGAUGAUUCGGAAACAGAUGACGAAACUACUUCCACCGGAAAAGUACUGCCCAAAGCCGAAGGUAUACCACUACAGUAUACAUGUGAAUUGUGCAAUUUGAGUUGCAAACGGAAAUUUGAGAUAGCACAGCACCAACGUUCUGUACAUAAGCAUGAGCAACUGCCAUUAAAGUGUGAAAAGUGUAUAUUCAAAACUGUUUCUAAGGAUAUACUCGCAUCACACUUAAGAAAUCAAUGCUGUAAUAUAGAGAAAAAAUAUCAGUGUUCGAAAUGCACCUACAAAUUUAUGUGGCAAAUUAAUCUCGAUAUACAUAUGAGCCUACAUCAUCCAGUUGAAUUUGAACCAAAAAUUAAAGUAGAAAAUAAUACGACUCAAGUGGUAGCAAACAAUGUUGAGAAAGUAUUUCAAUGUGAUAAAUGUAAUCGCAAGUAUAAUCGCAAAGACCGUCUCACUGCACAUAUUAAAAAGGUACACGUAGAAGGAAGUAUUUCAAAUAAAGAAAAAUCAGACGAUUCACAAAUAGAUCCCGUUACUGGUGAAAAAGUCAAAAAACCAAUAAUGGAAAAAAAAUAUCUCUGCGUAUUUUGUGGUCGUGCCGUUUCUUCAUCAUCUAAUCUAAUUAUACACAUGCGUCGUCAUACAGGUGAAAAACCAUAUAAAUGUGACUUUUGUGAUAUGGCGUUUCCACGUUCAUCAGAUUUGCAAUGUCAUCGUCGUACACAUACUGGUGAAAAGCCUCAUAUCUGUACAGUUUGUGACAAAGCAUUUUCUCGUUCAUAUAAAUUGCAUACACAUAUGCGAAUACAUUCAGGUGAACGACCCUACAAAUGCACCUAUUGCGAAAAGAGUUUUACACAGUCCAACGAUCUGACACUCCACAUACGACGUCAUACUGGGGAACGUCCAUAUGUUUGCGGUAUAUGCGGUGAACGUUUCAUACAGGGCACAGCACUGAAAAAUCAUCGCCAAAUGCGCGGUCAUCAUGAAGAUAUUGAACCAAAACGAAAGACACUCUUAGAGCAGUUUAUUAAAACAGACUGUUAUAAACACUUACCAAAAUAUGUUUGCAGUGACUGCCGUGAUAAACUUAAAAAUGCCCACACAUUUGCAGUUCAGGCGCAGAAAGUAAACAAACAAUUCAUUGAAUACUUGGGGAGUCAGUAUAUCAAGCAAGAACCUGCUAUUGAAAUAGAUAGUGUAGAUAUCGAAUCAGAGGUUCUAAAUGAAUCUGAUUAUGUUGACAUUAAUAUAAACUCUUCAACAUAUGAAAAAUAUAUUGGGAAGAGAAAUUUAGAAAAAUUGUCAUCUGUGAAAAGCGUGGAAGAGUCUUUUUUAAAUGUGAAUAAUGCAACAGACGAAUUUAUAUUACCUAUAAGACGUAAUGAAAUAGCGUCUUUUACUGUUGGUUCAACAAAAGUACCUGUAACGCACAUUCCGCUUGAUAGGAAUAAGCAUACCUCAUGUUUGGAAAUUAAAAAAAAAGAUUCAAGAACAAACAGAUUGAAGAAAAAAUUGUUGCCAAAAAUUGAAAGUCUAGAAAAGAUGAUCGAUACGCAAGCAACCACUAUUAGUGAAAUGAAAAUGAAUUUUGAAAUGUAUAGUUUUAAAGUGAUAGACAGUUCUCAAGAGCUAAGAGAACUUGAAGAAAACUUAAAUGAUUCGAAAUACAAGGACUGGUUAAUUACCCAUCUCUCUUCUGUUUGUGGAGUAGAUGGUAUGUUAGAUGAUAUGGAAACUAAAUUAGAAAUCAAAGAGAGCUUUGAUGAGUCCUGGUGCAGAACGUGCAAUGAACGUACCAGUAUCAGUUUUCUUCAUUCUCUGGAAGAGCAAGUAGAAAACUGCCCAAGUCUUGCCGAUAUGUUACUUGAAAUAGCCAAAAUAAAUAUCAAAACAGAAGACGAUAAUAACGACUUACCUAGAUAUGUGUGCGGUAAUUGCAGUUAUAAACUCAAGAACGCCUAUUCGUUUGUAGUGCAGGCGCAGCAAGUAAAUAAACAAUUCAUUGAGAAACUGAAUUCAAAUGUCAGAAAAGUACAUGUUAAGCAAGUGGACUGCCUGCAGGAAGCACCUAUUGACAUGGAGAGUAUGGAAAUAAAACUUGAAAACCUAGAAGAAACUGAUGGUUACGAUGCGUUUAAAGAUAUUGAAUUCUCCUCGGAAACGGAUGCAAACUUGAUUGCUGAUGUAAGUUUAAAACAUUCAGAAGCAACGAAAACGAAUGAAAGCACUUCUGUUAAAAGUAUUAUGGCAACAGAACCUAUAUUACCUACAAAUCGGGAUGAAGCAUCUUCUGUGACUGUUGAUCCCAUUACCGUUAUGGAUACACAGUGGCAGUCUGAUAGCAAUGAAUCUAAUGGUGCAAAGAAUGAUGAUGAUUCCGAUAGUUGCGAAAAAUUCGCUUAUCGGCCAGUGAGAAAACGACGACGCGCUGCUAAAAAUACAGCAGAAUCAAAUGAAGGAAGAUUUCCAUGCAACAUUUGUGGCGAAACAUUUGCUUGGAAGAAUAGUGUACUACGCCAUGAGAGAUCCCAUUUUGCUAAGCCACAAUAUGAGUGCUCCUAUUGCGAUCGAAAAUUUUUUCGUAAGGACAAACUUAAUGAUCAUACAAAGAAACAUUUAAAACCAAAUCAAUCGAGAAAACCGCGUCAUCCUGAAUGGAACUUCGGCAAUCGCUUAUAUUCUGACAAACCAUUCCAAAAGAUACAAUGUAAAAUCUGCGAUAUGAUUUUUAACAACACAUUUGCAUUACGUAAACAUUUAGCCGUACACUCCAAUCCAGAUACGUUACUACAUUUAAAACUGGAUAGUGACAUUGUAAAAGAGUUUUUCACACAAACCGAAGAUUUAAAUGAGAUUGUGGCUAGCAUAUGCAAGGACAUUUCGCAUCAACUACUGUCUAAAUAUGUUGUAGUAGUUAAUGAAUUUGGUUAUGAAAUGUGUCUCAGUGAUUCCGAUGUGGACUCAAAAGAAAUCGAUAAAGUAACGAAAUAUAAAUGUGAAUUGUGUAAUGAGUUUUAUUUGCGUAAGCAUCUCGUUUUUGCACACAUUAAAGAGAAGCACUCAACAGAUCAACUGCCAUAUCGUUGUCUUGUUUGUAAAUUAAAAUUUGUCUGUGAAAAGAUGUAUAAACUGCACACGGAAAGUCAAUGCCGUUGUAAAGAGAAAAAGUACAAAUGCGUCAAAUGUCCAGGUAAAUUCAUGUGGCUAAAAAAUUUAGAAGAACACAAGUGUUCCAAUUGUAAAGAGGAAGAGUUGGUAUGUAGCUACUGUGAAGAAACUUUUACGAAAUUAAGUGACUUUCGAUUUCAUAUGAAUAAACACGAUGUGGAUGAGAGUUUAUUUGAUUGUACAAUAUGUGAUCAACACUGCACCCAGGCAGAUGAGUUGCGACAACAUUUUAAUGAAAAACAUGCACUUACAGGGCGUAAGAUCCGAUGCUGUCUAUGUGAAAAAAGUUUUACAAGCUUAACUCAACUCCGAGCACAUCUACAACAACACGCAGAUAGUUUGGUUGACAUCAAUUUAAAUGAAGGAUACUUUUUCAAAAUAUUUUAUCCACAAGGUUUCGUAGGCCGCGAAAAUGAAGUCACUACUAAUAUUGCAGACGAUUUUCUAACGAAAAGGUUAUCACUUUUCUAUAUAACAUUGGAUGAGGAAUAUAAUGAAAUCGACUUAUAUGACUCAGAGACAGAUAAUGAAUGUCAAAACGUUGCGGUAUAUGAAUGCAGCUUGUGCAAAAAUAUCUUUAACAGGCGUAAACAUUUACUGAAGCACCAAAAUACUGAACACACAAAUUCCGAAUUACCUUAUGUCUGUAAACACUGUAAUAAUAAAUUUGUUUGUGAUUAUCUCUUACAAAAUCAUAUGAGUCGCGACUGCCUUAAUAUUAAUAAAAAAUUUCAUUGUGAAGAGUGCGGAUCACGUUUUGUUUGGGAAGAAAAUUUAAAACUACAUAUGCAAGCGAGACAUCCUGCUAACAGAGUGCAGAAAAACCUACAGAUAGCAAAGAACUUGCAAUGUGACUUGUGUUAUAAAGUCUUUAUUUGGCCAAGAGAUUUAACGCGGCAUAAAAAGGAACAACAUAUGAGCAACGAUGAUAAAUUAGUUAAUGCGAAAGCAGUAAGAGCCGUGGGUAUUGAUGAAUAUUUAUGUAAGCCAAAUGGUACUAAGAUUGCGCGUUGUAUGAUUUGCCAAUAUAAAACCAACAAAAUUUCUGAACUUCAAACACAUCUUCGUAAUCAUCGAUACUUUUUGUCAUUUACACAGCCUGUAGAAAGUAUUUGUGCCUUGAUUUAUCCCGAAGAGCCACCAAUGCAGGAGGAGAUAUUAACUAAACGUAUUUUGUCUGAUAUUGCUAGACAAAAAUUCGAUCAUUUUUAUUCUAUUACAAAUGAGGUGGGCUAUGAAUUGAACAUUUUCAGUUCUGAUACGGAAUGUGAAGAAUAUAAUGUGAACUCUGCUCAAGAAUUUUCUUCUAAUCAACAAUCUAUUGCAACAAAAUUAAACUAUUGUGACCUUUGUGGUAUCUCAUUCGAACGUAAAUAUAAACUAUUCCAGCAUCAACUUUUGAAACAUAAAUGGAAUGAAGCACAACACGUGUGCAGCUGUUGUGACAGUAGGUUCCUGUCUGCUUCUAGUUUACUAACGCAUUUGGACAAUCAGUGUAAAAAUAAGCAUAAACGCUAUUUGUGUUUUAAAUGCCCUCGAAGAUUUAUGUGGAAGGAUAACCUUAUAAUGCAUUUACGUAUUAUACAUUUAGAGACAGAUGAUUCACAAAUUGAAGCUAAAAUUAACUCAAGCAGCAAUAAAAGAAAUAAAGCUGUUGUAUCGGAUAAAAAAUAUUUGUGCGAACUAUGUGGUUUUGCUGCAGCUAAACCAUCCAAUCUUGUCAUACAUAUGAGGCGUCAUACAGGCGAGAAACCAUUUAAAUGUGAUUUUUGCGAUAAGGCAUUUCCAAAUACAUCUGAUUUAAAGACACAUCGUCAAUCUCAUACUGGUGAAAAACCAUAUAUCUGUAAUACUUGUAAUAAAGCUUUUCCACGUGCAUACAAAUUGCGCAUACACAUGCGUACGCACUCAGGAGAACGUCCAUACAUCUGCUCUUAUUGCAACAAAAGCUUUACGCAUUCGAAAAAUCUAACCUUGCAUGUGCGUCGACAUACCGGUGAACGUCCAUUUGUUUGCGGCAUUUGUGGUCAAGGAUUUAUACAGGGUGCACAAUUGCGAAAGCAUCGCCAAUUAGUUGGUCAUCAUGAAGAUAUAGAACCCAAAAGAAAAACAUUACUAUUGGAAUAGGUAUAAUUUAGAGGGCUUGAUUACUAUUAUGAGAUAUUAUAUU
Messenger RNA from Teleopsis dalmanni, 9126 nucleotides. RefSeq lists its product as uncharacterized. Gene Ontology annotation, molecular function: zinc ion binding. The record is from RefSeq and is a predicted model, not a curated record. NCBI's taxonomy places the organism in Eukaryota, Metazoa, Arthropoda, Insecta, Diptera, Diopsidae. Bases 117 to 9083 code for a protein of 2988 amino acids. The transcript is spliced from 16 exons. Gene Ontology annotation, cellular component: nucleus.